AAUUACUUAUUCGGUUGAAGACGAUCGGUUCCGACUUUGGUUAGCGUUGAGACAGCACAGGUCAACAUAUUGCGACUAGUGGACGUCUGAAGGUAUAGAGUGAUGAGCUUAUAGGCCUAUCUAGCCUCAGCAUCGCUGGACUGUGGACAGCGGAUCGAAAACAAAGGAUUUGACCAACAGACAUUUAAGUAUAAAUUUACAUUGAUUGACGCAUGUAUGCAUGGCUAACUUUAAGCCUAGAGUCCUUGUUCUAGGACAUAGUUUCAUUCGGAGGUUGUUUAAUUCCGUCCAGCAUGGUGCUUUUGAGGAAAAUUUCGGUUUAAACCAGUGUGUUGUCAGCGGUAGAGGAUAUGGCGGAGGCACGGUAAGGGGUGUACGCUCUGCGUGUGUUGCAUUAUUGGGCGACCUUCAACCACAUGCAGUUAUCUUACAAAUCGGUGGCAAUGACUUAUGCGAUAGAAAUAUUUCUCCAGACAAUUUAGCCUAUGAUAUUUUUAAUUUCGCCAACGAACUUUUGUCCCACGGCAGUUUAGUUGUUUAUGUUUGUGAACUUUUCCCUCGGCCAGCACCCCGUGGGGUGCCUCCACAAGUGUACGAGGCCAGGCGGACAGCUGUAAACAAAGGCUUACACGUGGUACUGUUAGGACAGGACAGAAUUGUGUUGUGGCCGCAUAAGCGGAUAUUUAAUAGCCCUCUCAAUCUGUACUUAAGAGACGGUUGUCAUCUCAAUGAGAUCGGAACUAGGAAGUUCUACAGGAGCGUUCGUUUGGGAAUUAUACAUGCAUGUGAACAUGUUAACAAGCUAACUGUUGUCAACAGGGACUUGUCAGCUUAACUCAACUGAUGGCAGAAUUAGGUAAACUUUGUUAUAAUAUCAUGUUCACUACUUCUACUCUUAUUAAAAAGUUGUUCGCUAGUUGUGUAAUUCCCCUGAUAGAGCUUAAUGCAUUGAUUAUAUGCAAAAUAUAUUAUUUUGAAAUGGUUAUUUCCAUAUCCACAUAUGAGGUGACUGAUGUGGGAGUCUGGUUAGAUCAUAUCACAGGUUCAACAUGUACAGAUUAGAAAAGAUAGUCGGACACAUUUAAAGGUGAUGUUAGCUGAGAGUGGCUAUGGGAACCUUUAUGCUGGAGUUUAAUUUUGUGGCAAUAGUGGCACAAUGAGCAUAUCUUUUCCCCCAACAUUAGUUGCAUAUAUACUGUUUGGGCACAAUCACAGCUGUUGCCAUUCCUUACUUUGACAUGAGUAAUGGUAUAUUAAUAAUACAGGUUUUGAUUUCAAGUUUUCUUUGCACAUUAAACAUAGGUAUUUAUUUUACAUCCUCGUCUUUUAGCGGAAGGAUAGAUGCUUUUAUCCUUUAAUGAUAGGGUACAGGUAUGUUUUCUUAUGUAUAUAAGUUAUUAUGGACACGGGAAAAUAAAUGUGUAUAAAUGCUAAUUCAUUUAGGCAAACAGGUUGUUCGCUCUAUAUUUAAUAUUGGCACUUGGUUUACGCCCAACUUUAAUUUAUUGGGGUGGGAUAUUUAUGUAUUAGGCAUAAUAUAUAUAUCCUGCUUUAGGUAUUUUGUUUUGCCCCAACUUUCAUGGGGUCAGAUAUUUACUAUGUAUACUGGAGUUUUAACAUUUGGUUUGCCCUGACUCCCAUAUAUGCUGUAGCAUAUAUAUUAUAGUUAAAAUAUACCUUGGUUUAUGCAUUAUGUUAUGCCCCGACUUUCAUGGGGUAGGAUAUUCACCAUGUAUAUUUCAUGGUUUUGAACAUUUUGAUUUGCCCCGACUUUCAUGGGGUAGGAUACAUGUAUAUUGUUUUUAAUACAUAUAUCCUGGUUAUGCUUUUGUUUUGCCCCGACUUACAUGGGGCAGGAUACAUGUAUAUGUAUUUAUUAAAAUAUAUCCUGAUUAGGCUUUGUUUUGCCCCAAUUUUCAUGGGGUAAGAGAUGUAUUGGCUAUAACUAUGGUUUUACAUUUGUUGGCUCAGUCGUUCAUGGGUAGGAUGUUUAUUACAUAUAUAUAGAUACCCAUGUAUACAAUAUAUAUCAUGGAUUUGAACAUUUUGUUUUGCCCCGACUUUCAUGGGGUAGGAUCUAUAAUGGUUUUCGUAUAUCCUUGUUUACAUAUUCUGUUUUGCCCUGAACUUCAGGGACUAUGAUUGUGUGUAAGAUGGCCAUGGACUCUAUAUGUAUAUUGGGAAUUGGAAAGUAUUGUUUAUUUUCCCCCAUUAUUUGGUAUAGCCAUUAUGAACCAUUUACUCGUUGAUCAGGUGAUGUACAUUUUGUAUGUUGGCUAUACUAAUAUACGUAAUAUAUAUAUAUAUAUAUAUAUAUAUAAUACGAUGGGUAUAUAAUCCAUCUUUUAUCAUUCUUUCACACAAAGGAAACUUACAAGUGAAAGUUACAGUCCAUAUCACUGUUCAAGUGGAGAUAUAUGGAUGGAAGCCCAUAUAUUGUAUAGGUAAUAGUUUGUCAAAAUGUUGUUCCUCAUCAUUUCAGCUUGCAUUCAGAUGGGACCGGCAAGGAAAAGGCCUGCUUCAAAGGGACCCCAGCAAAAACCCAAAAGGCGGUCCAAAAAUUACAGCGAGGUCCAUACACCAGGGACCAAUAACAAUGAGGGUCCAUCACCAGGGACUGGGGCCAGUGUACUCCCCACAUCAGGGACCAAUUCCGAUGUGCACCCCACACCAGGGGGAAGUGCCAGUGAACGCCCCACACCGGGGACCAGUACCCAGGAACACCACACACCACUAGAAACCAGUACUACACCGGUACCAGGGACCAGUAAUUGUGUGAGCCCAGCCCUUAACAUUGAUGAACUAACUGCAACUAUCACUAGUAAGGUGCUAUCCGCAGUGCUGGCAGGUCUUCAGGCGCAAGGUCUACCAGUCGGCACAAAUAGACAGCAUGAACUACGACAAGGACCAACUGCUGUAGGGCCUGUCACUAGACCUUCGGCGGCUAUGGGAGCCCCUCAUCAGGAACCAGCAAGAAUUCAGGACAGUGUAGUGCCUGGUCCAUCAGGAAACAUAUCCUUUGGACAGUCCUUGCCAGUAGCAGGUACAAACCUUUCGCAAGCUAGCCCCAUAUGCCAAGAAAAAGCCAAUGGGAUUGCCGCAGGAAUUCCUGCCAGUCAGCUUCUUCCACACCUUGAAAGACUUUUGACGGCAUCUCUGGCGCCUUCUAGUAAAAGCACAUACAAGAAAGCUUGGACUGUAUUUGCCAAUUUUGCAAGUCAGUAUGGGUUUCGGCCAUUUACGGAGGGCAUUUCACCUCUUCAUAUGGCUUUGUUUGUAGCAUAUCUACAUAAGCAAGACUCUUCCCCGAAAACCAUUUCCACAUACUUGUCUGCGGUUACUUAUGUUUAUAAAUUAUUGUAUAACAUGGACCCUGCAGAUUCGUUUCUGGUCAAGAAGCUGGUUUCUGGAGCUUAUCGACUAACACCUACGGUCGAUAUGCGUUUGCCUAUAACGGUUCCAAUACUAAACCGUCUGGUUGCAGCUUUAGAUCAGCUGUCAGAAAAUCAGUUUGAGAUGGCAUUAUUCAAGGCAAUGUUCCUGUUUGCUUUCAAUGCUUUGACUCGAGUGGGUGAAAUAGCUGGUCCAUUAGGAUCGGUAAAUUUAGUUACCUUUGAAAAUGUUUCAUUUGUAGAAUCUCAGGGCACCACUAGGGUGCAGGUUCGCUUCUACAAUUUUAAACAUAAUGCUGAUCACAGUUGCCACACUGUUGUCUUUGGUCAUGGACCUACAACGACAUCUGCAGUGGGGGCUCUCUCGGCAUAUUUACAGUUUAGAUCUGUAAGGAAUGGCCCUUUGUUUUGUCUUCUCAAUGGGCAAUCAAUUUCCAGGUCUUAUUUUGACAGUAAACUCCACGCCUGUCUAGCAUUUUGCCAAUUGAGUUCAUCCUUUUACAAAGGACAUAGUUUCCGCAUAGGAGCAGCUACAUUUGCUGCUGAAAAUGGUUUGUCUGAUGCCCACAUUCGCUCUUUGGGGAGAUGGAAGUCCAAUGCUUUUAGAAAAUAUAUCCGCAUAACGUCACCUUAGUUUGAAAUCUGAAAAGAUCUUCAGUUGUGGUAUAUCAACACAUUUUAUUGUUGAUUGAAAACGUUCAUGUAAUACGUGUCAAUUUGAACUUUUAAAUCAUGAUUUAGAGCACUUGCUUGAGCCGGUGUAUCAAAUCAGCAGAUUUAUGUGACUUGUAUUGCAGACUUUUGUCCGUUUGCAGUCCUUUAAUAUUUCACAUAUUGUACGUUAUGCAAUAAACUUAUAUUUGUAUUUGAUUUACAAUGUAAUCAUUGCCUACAUGAUGUCACUUGCUUGAGCCGGUGACGUUCUUGAUCGUGUAAUAUAAUUUCAAUUCUUUUUAUGUAAUAUUAGCAACAUUAUGAAGUUGUAGACACCUGCUUGAGCUGGUACUUCCUUUUCAAUUUCACAUUGUAUGUGAUCUGUUUCACUUUGUUAAUAUAUAGGGGUUGCCGAUAUAAAAAACAGUUCGUUCGGCAGGUUCUGUAUAGUUUACAAGAAGCCAUCAGCCUCAGCCAGAGAGUUUGCUUUAUGUAAUGACACGGCUAAGAUGAUAUAUAUAUUUAUAUAUAUAUAUACUGUAUAUAUCUAUAAAGGACGUAGAAGUACAUGCAGAUGACUUGUUUAAAGUGUUUUAAGUCUAACAUCCAUAGCUAUUAUAUAUGUGACACUUGCUUGAGCUGGUGCUCUCCAAAAAUUUAGUUCAACCAUACUGCUUCACAGGCAUAUUACAUGUACAUAUUCUCAUGGGAAGACAAUUGUUAUGUUUUCACAUUUACGAUUAUUUUGCUUCUGACUUGAGGAGAAACUUGGUGUUGACAGGAUAAUAUUUUAUAGUUACUAUUGGAGUCGUAUUGUGGUCAGCUUUGUUGGAGAUUGUUGGGAGAUGUGCGCUUUAAUGCAAAUGAAUGGCACUUAAUUAUCUCCCCAUUUUAUACUCUCCAUGUCUAAGAUGUGUAACUCAUCAUUGUUUGAAGCUGUUGUUUUAAUUAAUGUAGAUACAAAAGGUUAGUUAUAUGGAUCUCAGGACAUAUCAUGAUCAGCUGGUAGUUGAUAUCUAGUUGGUUGUACUAGGCUGGUGGGGGGUUGCAGCCCCCGGAAGUUUUUAUGAGUUUACAUAACAUACAGUAUAUGGAAGUUAAUUAUUCCAUUGCAUAUAGCUAAAUAUUCGCCUUUGUGGGGGAAGUUGUGUUUAUCUUAUACGGAUAUACACACUUCUGUGGCGGAUUUUUACAUCCCCACUAGGGCGAAAUGUUGUAUAACCUACUUGUAGGGGAAAACAUUGUACUUUGAAUUUAUAAUGUGUUAUGUAAUUGAUAUAAGUUGUUCUAUGAAUAUUAUUAAAUGUCACCUAGGGUGGCCAUUUUCAAUGUCUAUAUGUAUUGUGUUAUUUUUAAGUUUGAGGAACAUAAAAGGCAGCUAAUUAAUUAGCUUAAUUUAUGCUUGCGAGAACUUAAGAAUAAUUUCGUUUGAAAAGUUAAAUAUUGAAUUUCGAUUUUAAAUAUUUGCCUGAUGUCAGUCCGUAUGUAAUUUUGUUGAGUUGCGAUAAGUAAUGGGUAAGCAUGAGAAUAGUGGUACUAUGUAAGGGGUAAGCAUCUUUAACUGGGUAAGCAUGAGAAUAGUGGCACUAUGUAAGGGGUAAGCAUCUUUAACUUUGUUAGUGUUUGUAAACAAAGAGGUAUAUAUUUCUGGACAAUUUGAUUGGUUGAAAUUCUAAGUUAAAUAUAAAAAAAUCAUCUUGCGCAUGCGCACUGCAUAUCAAGAAAAGAAAAUCCUUUGUUCGCGCCAGUUCUUUUUCGUUAUUCUUAGUGCUUUCUAGAUAAUUUUGAAUUACCCACCCACUUUCCAACCCCAUUACUUAGAACUUACAUUGUACAUUGUUAUGUACGUGUUUAGAAUUUAUUUUACUUGUUUAGAUGUUACUGGCGGAUUUUUACAUCCCCACUAGGGCGAAAUGUUGUAUAACCUACUUGUAGGGGAAAACAUUGUACUUUGAAUUUAUAAUGUGUUAUGUAAUUGAUAUAAGUUGUUCUAUGAAUAUUAUUAAAUGUCACCUAGGGUGGCCAUUUUCAAUGUC
This is a messenger RNA of Pecten maximus, 6082 nucleotides long. RefSeq lists its product as uncharacterized. Bases 2461 to 4026 code for a protein of 521 amino acids. The transcript has 2 exons. NCBI's taxonomy places the organism in Eukaryota, Metazoa, Mollusca, Bivalvia, Pectinida, Pectinidae. The record is from RefSeq and is a predicted model, not a curated record. Gene Ontology annotation, molecular function: DNA binding. Gene Ontology annotation, biological process: DNA recombination; DNA integration.